Molecule: messenger RNA, 2176 nt
Organism: Marasmius oreades (fairy-ring Marasmius)
Lineage: Eukaryota; Fungi; Basidiomycota; Agaricomycetes; Agaricales; Marasmiaceae
Exons: 17
Coding region: 249-2009 (586 amino acids)
Molecular function (GO): oxidoreductase activity; FAD binding
Source: RefSeq, a predicted model, not a curated record
GUUGGUAGCCCGGUUUUUCUUUUUCCCUCAUAUAAACUCCACUCCACCUGAUUCCACCAUGACCUUUCAGCGGCUUGCCAGCAUCGUACGUGGUGUCGACUGUCGACAACUUGUUAUCGACAGUUAGCGCGAGAUUUUGAAAACCCAUUUGAACCAUUGGCAUUUGGCGGUUCGGACAUUGGGACAACCGGAGUGUGCCUGCAGUGUGCCACUGUCAGGAACACUAUAAAUUUGGAGACUGCCGCCAAAUGAAUUUAACUUCCUGGGACUUCUCAACCCAUUACCAAGCCUUCCUCAUGAAGACCGUUCCUACAUUGCUAGGGUUUUCUGCGGCACUUGGGUCCUCUUUCCAAACCGUCUACGGGGUUGCUACCCAGGAGCAAUGGAAGCAUCUCGGAGAAUCGCUCCAAGGCCGGUUACACCCUGCUACGCCAAUAUCCGCACCCUGUUUCUCCGUCGUGAAUGGGCAGCAGGUUCGACGUAACGAGUCAGCGUGCAGAGAGGUUCAGCAAGGUUACACGAACCCUGAUUUUCGUUUUCCCAGAGCGAACGCUUGGAUGUUUCCACAAUCGGAAACAUGUCAGAGAACUUUGGAGACGUGUUUACUUGAUUCGCUCAACCCCGACAACUCAGCUGCAUGGGUGGGAAAGGACUGUAAACAAGGAAGCGUAUCACCGUACUUUAUUGAGGUAACUGGUCCGGAAGACGUACAGAAAGCCUUCGAUUUCGCAAAAAAGACUGGAACGUACUUGUCUAUAAAAGCUUCUGGUCAUGAUUAUAAAGGUCGUUCCAGUUUGCCAGGAUCCCUCUCUCUCUGGACUGCAAAUUUGAAAUCCAUGUCGUACUCGAAAACAUUCACUCCCGAAGGCGGCAAUAAGACCCAUGCAGCUGUAACACUUGGGGCUGGUGCUAACUUUGAGGAGAUCUACAAGUUCGCGGACGAGAACAAGUUCACGUUCAUUGGAGGAUACGCUCAGACUAUUUCUGCCACCGGCGGCUGGGGCCAGGGUGGAGGCCACAGCGUUCUUUCUCCUGUCUAUGGCUUAGGUGUUGACCGUGUUUUGGAAUUCAAGGUUGUUACUCCUGAUGGCAAAUACCGAACUGCCAAUGAGUUCCAGAACCAAGACCUGUACUGGGCAUUGCGUGGUGGAGGAGGUGGUACAUUUGGUGUCGUCCUUGAAUCAACAAUGUCCGUGGAGCCGGCGAUGAGCAUUAGGGUGGCAUCGAUUUCUGUCCCUUUAAACCCAGAAAAUGCUCACAAGUUCCUGAGUCUUAUCAUCAACGAAACAUACAAAUGGGGUGAAGAGGGCUGGGGUGGACACAUGACUGGAAACUCGAUAAUCAAUGUCAACCCGCUUUUGACUCUGGAAGAAGCCCAGAAGUCGGUGAAGCCCAUUACGGACUUCGCACUCGCCAAUAAUGGAACGUCCGUUGUCGAGGAACUACCGUCAUGGCAGGCGUUCUUCACAAAGUAUGUUCUAUCAGCUCAAGCGGUUGUUGGUCAACCCACAAUCCUCGGGAGCCGGUUGAUCCCUGCUGCGUUGUUCACGAACGAUAUCGGGAAAGACCAGGUUCACAAUGUCACUUAUACCAUGCUCACGAAGUACGGCAUCAACCCGUAUAUCGUUGUCGGUCCACCUUUCCGGUAUAACUACACCGAGGGCACCACGAGCGUUACUUCUGCAUGGAGAAAUUCGCUUUGGCAGAUUGGAUUCAACCGCAAAUGGAACUGGAACUCGACUGUUGGAGAUAUCGAACGGACCUAUCGGACAGUUACUGAGGUGACGCAGCUUGCAAGGAAUAUCACGCCCAACUCUGGCGCGUACUUUAACGAAGGCGAUACAUACGAACCAAAUCAUGAGGUGGCCUUCUGGGGAGAUAACUAUCCCAGGUUGUUGAAGAUAAAGAAAAAGUAUGACCCGGACCGACUAUUGGACUGCUGGCAGUGCGUGGGGUGGAACGGCCCUGCCGACAAGCGCUUUUCGUGCUAUAUACCACCGUAUAAUUGAUGGGGGGGGAAGAAGAAGCCUGGCAGUAUUGAAUACAUACUUAAUUGCUGGAGUUGUGUUGGGAGAUUAUAUUUGCGUAACCGGUAUACUUACCCUAGCUCGACGAUUCUACUGCGCCCGGUAAAAAGGACAUGGGUAUUAAUACACACAUUCGUACAAAACAAAAU